Ficedula albicollis (Collared flycatcher) is the source of this 5718-nucleotide messenger RNA. RefSeq names its product GRAM domain containing 4 (gene GRAMD4). The transcript is spliced from 19 exons. The coding region runs from base 71 to 2047 and encodes 658 amino acids. The record is from RefSeq and is a predicted model, not a curated record. Gene Ontology annotation, biological process: negative regulation of toll-like receptor 9 signaling pathway; apoptotic process. Lineage: Eukaryota; Metazoa; Chordata; Aves; Passeriformes; Muscicapidae.
GCUGGCAGUGCAGGUCCUGCCGUGAGGUUUGAUCGCUGAGCGGUGGCUGUGCCUCGCCGAGCAGCCACCGAUGGUUCCUCAGAGCACGCAGUGUCUGGAUGCAUCUCGGUGUGGAGCAAUGAGGCACGGGAGUGUCGGAGCAGGGGAAGCAGAGGAAUGCUGCUGGAGAGCUCACUCGCAAGGAGACAGAGAGGAUGGCAUGGUAAAUGGCUGUUUUGCAAUCCAGGCUGUCAGCCUGGACUCCUUCAGGCAGGUCAAUAGAGACUCCAACCGUCAUGUUAAGGUAAAGCAGAAAAGUGCAGUGCUGAACAUGCUAAAGAAGUUGGACAAAAUAAGGUUCAGAGGUCACAAGAGAGAUGAGUUCCUUGAUUUAGCAGAGUCUCCAAAUGCUUCAGACACUGAAUGUGGAGAUGAAAUCCCGGUGAAGAUACCUCGAACGUCAGCUCGAGAAAAUGAAGAGUUGAGAGACCCUGCUGGUCCAGGGACCAUCAUCAUGGCAUCAGGAGUCCAGGAUUUUAACAGAACAGAGUCUGACAGACUGAAUGAGAUCAAAGGUCACCUGGAAAUAGCCUUACUGGAAAAACACUUUUUACAGGAGGAGCUCAGGAAGCUGAGAGAAGAAACAAAUGCUGAAACGUUAAGGCAGGAGCUAGAAAAGGAACGGCAGAGGAGAUUAGAACUUGAACAAAGAGUCAAUGAAGUACUUAAAGCAAGGGCAGAAGAGGUGCCUGCAGCUCAGCAACCUGCAAAGCCACAGGCACAAGCCAAUGGUACAGAUAAGAGUAGUCACACAGUCUCUUCAAGACUCCAAAAGUGGUUUGGUGACAAAUUUGGGGAGUAUGUUGAGGACUUCAGAUUUCAGCCAGAAGAGAAUACAGUGGAAACAGAAGAGCCACUUAGUGCUAGAAGGUUGACUGAGAAUAUGAGAAGAUUAAAGAGAGGUGCCAAACCUGUUACAAAUUUUGUGAAGAAUCUUUCUGCCUUAUUAGACUGGUAUUCUAUCUACACUUCUGCUAUUGCCUUUAUUAUUUACAUCAAUGCUGUAUGGCAUGGCUGGGCCAUUCCUAUGUUCUUAUUUUUAGCAAUUUUGAGGUUAUCCCUAAAUUACCUCAUAGCCAGGGGUUGGAGAAUACAGUGGAGCAUUGUGCCUGAAGUUUCUGAACACAUGGAGCACCCAAAAGAGGACCUGACCGUGUCUGAGAAGUUUCAGCUUGUUCUGGACGUGGCUCAGAAGGCGCAGAACCUUUUUGGCAAGAUGGCAGACAUACUGGAAAAAUUUAAAAACUUGUUCAUGUGGGUCCAGCCAGAACUAACCCAGAAACUCUACAUUGCUCUGUGGGCAGCUUUUAUUGCAUCCUGCUUUUUGCCCUACAAGAUUCUUGGGCUUGCAUUGGGACUCUAUGCUGGAAUCAAGUUUUUCCUUAUUGAUUUUAUCUUCAAGCGAUGCCCCAGACUAAGAGCUAAGUAUGAUACUCCUUAUAUCAUCUGGAUAAGUCUCCUGACAGAUCCUCAGCUCAAAGAAAGAUCUAAUGCUACAGUGUCGAGACGGAUUCAAACAGCAGCCUCCAGGAUUUACGUGGGCUCAAGUGCCCCAACUGGAAUAAGCAAAGAUGAAGACACGAGUCGUUUUCAUACCACCAAGAGAGGAAAUUUCCAUGAAAUUUUUAACCUGCCAGAGAAUGAACGUCCUUUGCCAGUGUGUGAAAAUGGCUGGCGCUGUUGCUUGAUCAACAGAGAUCGGAAGAUGCCUACAGACUACAUCAGGAAUGGAGUUCUUUAUGUCACAGAAAAUUACUUGUGCUUUGAAAGCUCAAAAUCCGGCUCAUCCAAAAGAAAUAAAGUUAUAAAGCUGUCGGACAUAACAGAUAUCCAGAAGUAUAAAGUGCUCUCUGUUCUCCCAGGAUCAGGGAUGGGUAUUGCUGUAUCAACACCAUCUACACAGAAACCUUUGGUGUUUGGUGCCAUGGUACACAGAGAUGAAGCUUUUGAGGCAAUUUUCAGCCAAUAUGUGAAAAUAACAUCUGCACCAUCCAGCAGUGAAAGCUAGUGUCUUAUUUUGGAAGAGCUAAAGGAAACUUUCUUAUUGUAUGACUUGGUAGUGAAAAAAUGAACAUCCUCAUCUAUUUUGCAAUAAUUUUUCUUGUCUGGUGGUUUAUAUUCUAUCUGUUACAUAAACCAAGUGUAUUUUAUAUAUGCCUUCAUGUUUGUUUUUAAGGUUUUUGUAAAAAAAAGACAAAAAAACCAAAUGAAAACAGUGAAAGUGCUAUCAUCACUAUUAGCCUUGCACAUUAAGCACUUUUAAUGUUUAUUUACUGACAUUAAAAGCUGGGAAGAUGCUUGGAGACCUGACUAUAUAACAGAUUGAUCCCUUUAUCUCCACUGAUGUCACUAGGGAUACAUUUGUCCUUUAUCUUAGUUGUUUUUCCCUGAGAUGUGAGAAUGAUGACUGCAGCAGCCUGAAGUCUCCUUCUUCGGCUUUGAGAUUUUAAUUGGGUCCGUUAUUAAAACACCAAGGAAGUAUUAGCUUCUUAGGAUUUCCAUAUGUACAACUGCAUUUAAAAUAACUCCUCCUUGCUAAUUUUUGCAUUGCAGAAGGAUGUUUUACUGGUUUGGUUAGCUUCAAUUUUUCCUGCAUAGAGAUGUUUAAAUUACUUGUACAGUGAAUUGGAGGAGAAAGUUUGUAACUAUAUCUUCCUUUCCUCGUUAACCAAAGUAAGAGGAAAGAAGGCAGGCAGAUGCUUUUUAUAAAAGAGGGCACCAAAAUGUUGUUCCUAAAAUGUUAGGCAUCUUAUAUUUCUAUAGGUACUUGUCCUAGAAGGGCUCAGCUGUUGUACAUGUUGCAUGUACAAGGUGUUUGUAUGUUAAUGCAUUAAAGACUUGAAGGGUUUUUGUGUUGGGGAGGUGGGAAUGAUUAAACUAAACUCAUAUGUGACCUUUUUUAAUUUGGCUCUUGAGUUAACUUGUGAUUAAAAAAAAUAUGCUAGAAUAUAGAACUGAAAGCACUAGUUCCUCUCAAAGCAUAAUUUGAGCAGCGUUGGUGUUCUUCUGUCUUCCCCCUUGCAGAAUUAAAUUUUAGUAACAAUUAAACCCAACUGCCAGGUAAAACAGGAAGGCUGCACUCCUCUAAACUCUCUCAGGCCUGUCUAGCAGCAAAGCACAGAUUGACCUUUGUCUUUAAUAUUAGAAAUCUUUUAUACUCUAUAUAAUAGCACCCAUCUGAGAGGUUUAGAAUUUUAUUUGCAUUUUCAUGAAAGCACAGUAGGAGUUAUGCCAAGCCUUCCAGAGUGUCUUUUCCUUUACUAUGUCUUUUGAGUUGAGUACUAUGGCUGUCUACAGACAUUAUAUGAAUGGACCUAAAAAAAAAGCAAUGGAGAUGCAAAUUCUUAUGUAAAAAUGGGACUUAAUUUCAUGGAUUUUUCCCUGUUUUUUUAAACAGGAAUUUCCUUUCUUUGUAAGGAAAGGGGUAAAAUGAAGGAGGGUGAGGGGUAGCAAACACCAAAGGGUGUUUAACUGUUAGCACAGUUUUAAAGUGUGUCAAUAAAUGCAGGAAUAAUGAAGAAGGUGGAGGUCAAACUGUACAAGCCUCAGUUUUAGUCUGGCCAUGAAGAGGUACGGUAUGAGAACUUGAUACAAAUUUUAUAUGAAAAAGUACUGUUGAAUACCAUAAUUUGGUUGAGUAUUGUAAAGUGAAACGCUGAUGGGGUAUGCCCUGGAUGGAAAUGUAAGCAAGAAUGGGGGAGAAACCACUGUAAUGGCUAAAAUGCAAUUUUCAGGUUCUCACUAUAGAGUAGCACUUGAACAUGACCUGAAAAAUGGGUGCAUUUCUAACACCACCUUUGGUAUGCUGUAACUCAGGGCCUGGAAACUUCAAAGAUAAGUGAAGCUGGUGUGAAAUCUAUUUUGCCACCAUUUUAAGUGGAUGUAGCUUGAUAGUUUAUGGUUUCUUAACUUUACACAUUCAGGUUAUACAUAUAAGUAAAAAUUGUUGAUUUAAAUCUUACUCAUCAAAACUACUUUAAAAUCAGUCAAUAUCUUUAUUAUAAUUGCUACAUAUUAUAAUUUGGCUUUUCUUUCUAGGAUCUUUCUUGAAAAGUAAAUGUGGCUAAGAAAUAGGCAUUAAAAUGGCUUAAUGUUAUAUAAAUCAUAAUCAGAUUCAUUCAUUUUGUCUUAAGAAAAAGUCCCUUGGGUGUGUUUUAAGGUUAUCCUUUUUUUUUUUUUUUUGAAGAAACAGAAAACUAUAUUUUUUACAGAGAGCAUGCUCUUUUUCUUAUUUUUGUAUCAUUUUUCAAGUGUAAUUUAUACCUUCACUCUGAUCAUAACAGCAGUUUCAGUAGGAAAUCAGUUGACUUGCACUUAUUACCUCCUCCCCCUCCCAGCCUUCACUGGUUGACCCUCGAGUACAGGGUUGUCCUCAAUUCUGGUUCCUGGAGGAGCUAUUGGAUCUAUACUGAUGGUGCCAGGACAAUUAACCAUACCUAGGCUUUGUAGAGGGAGAGGAGAUAUCAUUGUCCUUUUCCCAGACUGAAAUGCCUCAUGUGUACAAUAUACUCUUAACAUUUGUUUUCUGAAUGAAGCAAUUAGAAAUGUCUUAUAAAAUCUAAUGUGCUGACAUUUGAAAUGAAUCCACACUUUAACAGUGUGGACUUAAAAGUUAGCAAUCCUUAAAGCAGCAAACCUAGUGCAAACUGCAAUGCAACAUUGGUUCUACUAUAGAGAAAACAGACUGGAUUUCUUUCUUUUGGUUUUUUUUUUUUUUUUUAAUAGAGUUGUAAUAUAAUUGACAGACAUCUGUGUACAUAUUUUGCAAAUUUCACUUUACAUUGGGUUAUCCUGCUGCACAGCUGCUCCCCUGGUGUCGUGACUUCAGAGACUGAAGGAAAGCCUCGUGUGUUUGCUCAGCUUUUCUCCUGCUGCACCCUCAGGCCUGGAGGGCAGGAGGGGAUGGGCAAUGAGUGAAUGUAUACUUGACCUGUGUAAUUACACUGAAGCUCUCACCUUCAAUUCCAAUCUUCCUAGUUAGUUUUGCAGUACAGCCUGGUGCACUUUAGAAACAGGCUGGGCCGGAACACUUAAUGUAAAGUGCUUCUAAAUAGCUGAAAGUGGUGUUCUUGUCAUUCUGUCUGUCCGAUUGCUGUUUAUAUUUGCAAUUCUGUUCGUCUGUGGAUGUCUGGAUCAUUCACACAUAAUUGGAUUUAACUUCUUCAGAAGUUCCUUGGUUAGUUUGAGUCCCUUUUAAAGACAAUAAAAAAAGGGAGAUGAAAACUGACUAAUAAUUCUUUAUCACUGACCAUUUAAAUUCAAAAGCGAAACAAGCUGGAAUAUGAAAUCAUGCCUUUCUGUGCACUGUAGCUUUUGUGAGGCAAGAUUGAAUGAAACAAGCUAUAUAUUAGUAGCAACAUCACACAGGAUGCCAGCAGCAAAACUCUACCUUCGUUCUGCAGACAAAGAAAAGGAAUUUUACCCGACUGUGAAGAGAUGAAAGGAUGUACCUGUUUUUUGGCUACUUAAACCUGUUUGAAAACAUUGGUAGUUUUUAUUGAACUCUGUACAUUUUGGCAGAUGUUUAAUUUCUACUAAUCAUUGAAAUAUAAUGGAUGUUAAAAUUUUUAUGUCUGAAGUUUGAGUCUAUAUUUUGAAAAUGUAAAUAAUUCAUUAUCAGUGUAACUUUUGUUUGACAGAAGACUUAUACUGUAUGAAUAAUUGAAAUAAUGAAAUUAU